ACUAACAAUAUUUUACUAUUUUGACAACUUAAACACUUCAACCUUAUAAUACUUGUUCACUUACUUAUUCCAUAUCCAUGUGUAGAAUCAUAAUUGGAACACAACUUUUGUCUGCCUCUAAAAAUCUUCUCCUACUUUUUAUCCAUUUAAGGUGUUUGUCAAACUAUCAACAACUCAAAAAUUCCUUAAACAUACCAACAAAGGGUUAAGGAAUUAUUAUCUUCAAUGGAACCAUGCAUCUUCUCUUGUCAAGAAUUUCCUCCAAGUCCAAACACACCAUUACAAAAUCAACAUGAAAAGAAGAAACAACAAUCUAUUGAUCAUGAAGAAGAAGAUAUCACAAUCUCAAAGGUAGAUGUUUCAUUAUUUGAUUUAAAUGUAUCUACCAAUCAUGAUUUUGUUCUUGAUUGUAAUAAUAAUAAUAAUAAUCAAGAACAAGGAAGUCCAGAACUUAAUCUCAUAACUUCUUUAGAUGUUGCUAAUGAUUCAUCAUUAGAAAACAAUAAUAUUAACAACCUUGUUGAGGUAGAACAAAGAGUUUUUUCUUGUAACUAUUGUCAUAGAAAAUUCUAUAGCUCACAAGCAUUAGGUGGACAUCAAAAUGCUCACAAAAGAGAGAGAUCCAUAGCAAAAAGAGGACAAAGAUUUGGAACACAGAUUAUAGCUUCUGCUUCUGCUUUUGGAUUUCCAGUUAUGCAUAAUAAACAAAGCUAUGCAAACAUGGCUUCUUUGCCACUUUAUGGUGCUCUUGGAAUUCAAGCACACUCCAUGAUUCAAAAGCCUUCUCAUGUUUCAUCUAAUGGAUUUGGAAGCUCUUAUGGACAUCAUCAUCAUCAUCAUGGUUGGUCAACAUCACCAUCAGCAUUAUCAUCAUCAAGAGGAAGUGUUGGUAGAUUUGAAGUGGUGGAUACUAUGAAGAAUUCUGCAGCUAAUAAAGAAAUUAGUGGAUAUUUUGUGAGUGGUGGAACAAGUUUGAAGACUCAUAUGAAUCAAGAAGAAAUGAAGCAGAAACAUCUUGAUUUAUCUCUCAAGCUAUGAACAUGGAUUUGAAUCUAGAUUAGUGUAGUUGAGAUUUUUGUGUGAAAUAUAGCAUUUGUGUAAAUUAGUAUCAUAGUUAUUUUCUUGUUAUUGACUUUAAAGUGAUUUAUUGAGUUGUAACUUUUAUGA
Molecule: messenger RNA, 1167 nt
Organism: Lathyrus oleraceus (garden pea)
Lineage: Eukaryota; Viridiplantae; Streptophyta; Magnoliopsida; Fabales; Fabaceae
Product: zinc finger protein 1
Exons: 1
Coding region: 226-1038 (270 amino acids)
Biological process (GO): negative regulation of abscisic acid-activated signaling pathway
Source: RefSeq, a predicted model, not a curated record